This is a messenger RNA of Didymodactylos carnosus, 1752 nucleotides long. NCBI's taxonomy places the organism in Eukaryota, Metazoa, Rotifera, Eurotatoria, Philodinida, Philodinidae. The record is from the annotation of a GenBank genome assembly.
AUGGCUGCUAAAUUUCUUACUCUAAAUUCUACUUUUAAUCAAGUAUUUAAAUCGUGCGAUAAACAAAACUUCUCCUCAACAGCCAAAAAUAUGAAGUUGUUACAUAUAACAGAAAAGCAGUGUAAACUACAUGGAGAGAUUCAUCGGAAAAAAUUUGGAUUACUUAUUGAAGAUUUGAAAAAAGCGGUCAAUGCCAUACGAUCACACUCAGAAGCAAUAAAUACAGUACAAAAAGCUGGAGCGUUAGCAUGUGUAGACAAUGUAAUAAACCAAAAUCAGCAACUUCAAAAACAAUAUUCUACACCAUCCUUGAACGUUGUACAUGAUUUUACUGAAGUUGACGCUAUUCAUCCAGUCCGUGAACGAACAUUUUCUCAUUGGCCUCAUGACAUUUCAUUUAGAGAAAAAAUGGUUGAAGCGGGGUUUUUCAGUUGUAACGUAGGUGAUCGUGUCAUAUGUAUUUAUUGUAAUAUAGUAUGUCAACAAUGGAAAGUUCACUCAGAUGAUCCAGUAGAAAUACAUAAAAUAUUGUCUCCCAAUUGUCCUUAUGUAAAAUCAAUUUUAAGAAAAAACAUAUUAUCGAAUAGUAGUCAGAUUGUAAACGGCGGUCCAUCAUUACAAGCAGUUUCGAUCAAUGAUAAUAAUGGUACUGGGAAUAGAAAUAGUCAAUUACGCUGUGGUGAAAUUGUAUUGACAGCGGCAUGUAACGUAGCAUACGUAGAAAUUUCAAAACGACAAGCAUCAUUCGCUACAUGGCCAAAUGAACUAUUACCAUGUGUGGAUAGUUUAGUCAAAUCUGGUUUCUACUAUACAGGAACAAAAACAAUAGUAACAUGCUUCUAUUGUAAUGGUUCAUUACACGGCUGGGAACAGAAUGAUAAUCCGAUGAUUGAACACGCUCGUUGGUUUCCUCAUUGUGCUUAUGUCAGACAACUUUGUGGAGAUGAUCUUUAUCAAAAAAUUCAAGAAUCGAAACGAGAAUGUUCAAGAGCAAAUAAACAAAAAUCAAAAGUAUUGUCUAUACCAAAUAUAAAUGAGAACUCAAACAGCAACAAUAUCAGUAGUAAUUCAACAAUGAAUAGAACCGUUUCGGUUAAUCCGCAAUCAAAGAUAUUAGAUGACAGUACAUUAUUAAGAUUAGUGGCUGUUAGAUUAGAUUUACCAAUUACACAAAGUUUAUUAAGCAAAAAUUUCAAAUUGUCAAUAAUAAAGCGUUGUUACGAAGAUCAAUUGCGUUUGAAACAUGAUGACUUUGUAAGCAGUUGUGAUUUACUGUUAGCAUGCAUAAUACUUCAAAAACAAAUUGAUCAUAUCAACGGAAAGAUAGAAAACAUUAUUAUACCAAGUGUACAGAUGACAAAAAUACGAGAGAAUGCUAAAGAGACAGAAAACACUGAACCACAAAGAAUCUCAUUUUCUAUGACACCGCCAUUGUCUGCUUCAUUUUCGUCUACGGAAAAUGCUGACAUGACCUCGCUGACUAAGGAACCGUGUACUCUCACAUCGUCAAUGGAGCCGUCCCCUGUUAUUGAACCCGAAACUUUUGGCAGAUCCAAAGUAAAACAACAACAAUCACAACAAGAUCAAACGAAUACUGUAUUAAAUGCUUGUGUGAUUUGUUGGAAAGAUGAAAAACGAUUAGCUUGUAUACCUUGUGGACAUCUGGCAACAUGCGUGCCCUGUGGUCACUCAUUAAGAACUUGUCCUAUAUGUCAACGGAAUAUUGAAGCAUUUGUCCGAGUAUAUAUUUAA